Loxodonta africana (African savanna elephant) is the source of this 1148-nucleotide messenger RNA. RefSeq names its product olfactory receptor 5T1-like. Bases 162 to 1148 code for a protein of 328 amino acids. Gene Ontology annotation, molecular function: olfactory receptor activity; G protein-coupled receptor activity; odorant binding. The transcript has a single exon. The record is from RefSeq and is a predicted model, not a curated record. Lineage: Eukaryota; Metazoa; Chordata; Mammalia; Proboscidea; Elephantidae. Gene Ontology annotation, cellular component: membrane. Gene Ontology annotation, biological process: sensory perception of smell; G protein-coupled receptor signaling pathway.
UUGUGAGUGGGCUUGCCAUGAGUUGUAGGUCAACUCAAAGCAGUUAACAACACAUCCCUUCGCUGCUUAGGAUGUUAUUACCCUCUUUUGAAAAACAAAGAUGAAGAUGUAAUUGGGUGCAGUCUAUUUUUCACAUAAUAUCAGGAUAUUGCAUUUAGGAAAUGUCAAUAUUGUUAUCAACACUGGAUCCAUACAAAAUUCAGUUAAGGAAUAUCACUGAAGUCACUGUAUUUACUUUGCUGGGGUUUACAGGUAAUUUUGAGCUACAAGUAUAUCUGUUUUUACUAUUUCUUGCAAUCUAUAUUUUUACUCUGGUGGGAAAUUUGGGACUGGUUCUAUUAGUCAUGGCAGAUGCCCGGCUCCACAACCCCAUGUACUAUUUUCUGAGUGUGUUAUCUUUCUUAGAUGCCUGCUCUUCUUCAGUAGUCACCCCAAGAAUGUUAGUCAAUUUCCUGGCAGAGAAUAAAGCCAUUUCAUUUACUGCAUGUGCAACACAGAUGCUGCUCUUUGUCACUUUUGGGACCACAGAAUCUUUUCUUUUGGCGGCAAUGGCAUAUGAUCGCUAUGUAGCAAUCUACAACCCACUUCUCUAUUCAGUUAACAUGUCACCCAGGGUCUAUGUGUCACUCAUCAUUGCUUCUUAUGUUUGUGGUAUUUCACAUGCUACUUUACACACAGUGGCAACUUUUAACCUCUCCUUCUGUGCAUCCAAUGAAAUUAGACACAUCUUUUGUGAUAUCCCUCCACUCCUUGCUAUCUCCUGUUCUGACACUCUUAUCAACCAACUUCUACUCUUCUACUUUGUGGGUUCUAUUGAGAUGGUCAAUAUUCUGAUUGUCUUGAUAUCUUAUGGAUUCAUUUUGAUGGCCAUUCUGAAGGUGCGUUCUGCUGAAGGAAGGCGAAAAGUGUUUUCCACUUGUGGCUCUCACCUAACUGGAGUAUCAAUUUACCAUGGAACAAUCCUCUUCAUGUACUUGAGACCAAGUUCCAGCCAUGCUUUGGACCAUGACAUGAUAGUGUCUGUAUUCUACACCAUUGUGAUUCCCAUGCUGAAUCCCAUCAUCUACAGUUUGAGGAACAAAGAUGUAAAAGAAGCAAUGAAAAAAUUGUUACAGAGAAAUUGGUUCCUAAACAAAGUACAUUUUUAG